This is a messenger RNA of Paramecium tetraurelia, 2085 nucleotides long. RefSeq lists its product as uncharacterized. Gene Ontology annotation, cellular component: endoplasmic reticulum. The transcript has 3 exons. The record is from RefSeq and is a predicted model, not a curated record. Lineage: Eukaryota; Ciliophora; Oligohymenophorea; Peniculida; Parameciidae. Gene Ontology annotation, molecular function: protein disulfide isomerase activity. Gene Ontology annotation, biological process: protein folding; response to endoplasmic reticulum stress.
AUGAAAGUGAUUACCAUUUUGUUUAUUUUGUUCCUUUCUAUUGAUUGCUAGAGCAGACUCAAAGAAAAAAUAGAUGAAAAUGAUGGUCUAUUAUUAUUGGAUAGAAACAAUUACGAUUAUGCAAUUGCAAAAUAUCCAAAAUUAAUUGUUCUAUUUACAACAUAUGGUUGUAAUUUGUGCUUAAAGGUAAAAUCCACUUUCAUCGAAUUGGCGAAAAGAUUAAAAGAAUACGAAAUAUAUGUAGCUGAAGUAAUAGCAUGUGAAAAUCGAGCACUUUCAAUUAGAAUGAAUAGUUAAUCAUAUCCAGCUGCUUAUUUGUAUAAUGAGGGUGAAAAAUCUGUAUUCCCUAAUGAUGAAGACUUGGAAUUAUUAUUCGAGUAUGCGUUACAAAAUCAGUACGGCUUAAUCACCUAAUUGAAUUUAUAAAAAGAAAUUGACUUAUUCAUCAAAAGGUCCAAUAUUGCAGUCCUAUCCUAUUAUACUACUAAUGAGAUAGCUGAUAUUGCCAUAAAAAUGCCUUAAAUUAAAUUCGGCAUAAUUAAUCAAUAGAUCAACCCUAAACACCAUGAAGCCUUUAUAACCAAUAAGGCUUUCCCUAAGGAAAUAUAUUUUAAUGGAAAACUAGAAGAGUUUUAAGAUUUCAUUGAAAAAAAUGCGUAUCCUUUGGUGUUUUCUUUGACUGAGGAAGAAUUUAAAAAAGCAGAAGCUGAAGAAAUUCCAUUAAUUGGUAUGGUGUUGAAUCCCAAUCAAUUUAAUGACUAUAUAAAAAGUUAUUAUGAGAUAGUUGCAGCUGAAUUCAAGGGUAAGUUGAGGUUUGUGUUGAUUGAUACAAAAAAUGAGUUGACUUUAAGAAGGUUCUAAUAUUUUGUUGGUCAAUCAUUAGAAUACAAGAGAAUUUACUAUUAUAAUUUUUAUACAAAGUUUACAAUAAACUUGCCAUAUGAUGAAGGUUCAAUUCCUACAUUCAGAAAGAUAGUUGAAUAAAUAUAAAUAUAUUAGGAACCAUUUUGGGAAGGAGAUGGCUAUGUUCAUGAUUUGACUCCUUUAAACUAUUAGAUAUAAAUUAAUCAAAAUCCAAAUCAUGUUAUCUUAUUUAAUGAUAUGAAUGCUUGUGAUCUAUGCUUUGGUUUUAGUGAUGCAUUUUCUGAUUUAUCAAUUAAAUAUCAACACAGAAACAAUUUGGUUUUUGCAAAGUAAAACAGAAGUGUAAAGCCAAUAAGGGAAAUAAUAGUUGAAGAAGUACCUUCUGUUUAUAUCUAUUUGAAAUAAGAUGGACUGGUGAAUUUGGUGAUAUACAAAGGAGAAUUGUCAACAGAGGCCAUUUCCUUAUACAUUGAAGAACAUAUUCCAUUUACUAAAUUUUAGUCAGGGUCAUUUCCUUAAACAUCCGGUAACGAAAUAAAUAAUACAAAUUUUGAUAAAUUGAUUUUGAAUAAUGACAAACCAGUGCUUUUCUUAUUUUAUUCCCCAAAUAGUGAACACUCCAAAGCAGCUAACCUCUUAUUUGAAUAAUUAACUCCUCUUUUUUAAGAUAAAUUAAUAUUCUGUAGAACAGAUGCUACAAAGCAUUAAUUUGAAGGAUUUAAUAUGAAUUCUUAUCCUUCUAUAUUUUUUAUUAGUGCAAAAGGAAGAGAGAUUAUAAAAUAUGAUUCAUAAUAGAGAUCAAUAGAAAAAUUAGUAGAAUUUAUCAAUGAAUAAUUGAGAAUAAAAAAUAAUUACGGAACUUUCAUCAAUAACGGAAAAGUAAUAGGUGUAACCUCUGAGUCAUUCCAGGAUAUUGUGAUAAAGAGUAAGUAGCAUGUUCUAGUGAAAUUUUAUGCUCCUUGGUGUGGACAUUGUAAGAGUAUGGCUAAAGAGUUUGAGUAGUUGGCAACAUUAUACAGAGGGAGUAAGGAUGUGUUGAUAGCGGAGAUGGAUUGGACUCAACAUCAGGUUCCAACUGUAAGUAUUGGUGGAUUCCCAACGUUAAUUUUAUUUUAUAAAGAUGGAAAUUCAGUGGAAUAAAUAAAAUAUAAUAAAUAAAGAUUAGCAAAUCAGAUGAAAUAAUUUAUUGACGAAUUAAUGAAUUAACAUGAUGAAUUAUGA